Molecule: messenger RNA, 2760 nt
Organism: Diceros bicornis minor
Lineage: Eukaryota; Metazoa; Chordata; Mammalia; Perissodactyla; Rhinocerotidae
Gene: C7
Product: complement C7
Exons: 19
Biological process (GO): immune response
Cellular component (GO): membrane attack complex
Molecular function (GO): protein binding
Source: RefSeq, a predicted model, not a curated record
AUGGACCAGAUGUGGACAUUUGGAAAGGAGCCAGACUUGAGUUGUCAGGAACUCUGCCAGAGAGACUGCCUGCAGGAUGAAGCAACCCCAACAGAAAGCAUCAGUAUGGAAAGGCCUCCCAGGAAGCAGGCACUGGUUUCCUUCCCUCUGGGUGUCCUCAUGGGUGCUGAAGUUAGAGAGGAGAGUGGAGAAAGGAAUUAAAAGGCAAUAAGUUUGCUUAUCUUGGUGGGAUUUAUAGGAGAGUUCCAAGUUUUCUCAAGUGCCUCCUCUCCAGUCAGUUGCCAGUGGGGUUCCUACGGCCCUUGGUCAGAAUGCAGUGGUUGUACAAAAACCCAGACCCGCAGGCGGUCAAUUGCCAUUUAUGGGCAGUAUGGGGGCCAUCCUUGUGUCGGAAGUGCUUUUGAAACACAAUCGUGUGAACCUACGCGAGGAUGUCCAACAGAAGAGGGAUGUGGAGAGCGUUUCAGGUGUUUCUCAGGUCAGUGCAUCAGUAAAUCUUUGGUUUGCAAUGGGGAUUCUGACUGUGAAGAAGAUGGAACUGAUGAAGACAGAUGCGAGGACUCAGACAGCAGACCUUCCUGUGACCUCGAUAAACCUCCUCCCAACAUAGAACUUACCGGAAAUGGUUACAAUGCACUCACUGGCCAGUUUAGGAACAGAGUCAUCAACACUAAAAGUUUUGGUGGUCAAUGCAGAAAGGUGUUUAGUGGGGAUGGAAAAGAUUUCUACAGAUUGAGUGGAAAUGUCCUCUCCUAUACAUUCCAGGUGAAAAUAGAUAAUGAUUUUAAUUAUGAAUUUUAUAACAGUAGCUGGUCUUAUGUAAAAGAUACCUCGACAGAACAUACAUCAUCUAGUCGGAAGCGCUCCUUUUUUAGAUCUUCAUCAUCUUCUUCGCACAGUUAUACUUCAAAUACCGAUGAAAUCCAUAAGGAAAAGAGUUAUCAAUUAUUGGUUAUUCAGAACACUGUUGAAGUGGCUCAGUUUAUCAAUAACAAUCCGGAAUUUUUACAACUCGCUGAGCCAUUCUGGAAGGAGCUCUCCUAUCUUCCUUCUCUGUAUGACUACAGCGCCUACCGAAGAUUAAUCGACCAGUAUGGGACACAUUAUCUGCAGUCUGGGUCCUUAGGAGGAGAAUACAAAAUUCUAUUUUAUGUGGACUCAGAAAAAAUGAAACAAAGUGGUCUUAGUUCAGCAGAUGAGAUGAAAUGUGCUGCCUCCACUACCAAUCCCUUUUUCACAUCAUCAAAGCUCAAAUGCCAGGGGCUGAAAGAGGCCUUAAAAUCAGCUGCAGGAACUCAGGGCAAUGUGUUGCGAGGAAACCCAUUCGUCAGAGGGGGAGGUUCAGGCUUCGUGUCUGGCCUUAGUUUCCUGGAACUGGACAAUCCUGCUGGAAACAAAAAGCGAUAUUCUUCCUGGGCAGGUUCUGUGACUAAUCUUCCUCAAGUCAUAAAACAAAAGCUGACACCUUUGUAUGAGCUGGUAAAGGAAGUCCCCUGUGCCUCCGUGAAGAGGCUAUACCUGAAACGGGCUCUUGAGGAAUAUCUGGAUGAAUUUGACCCCUGCCAUUGCCAGCCUUGUCAAAAUGGUGGCAUCGCCACUGUUGAGGGGACCCGGUGUCAGUGCCAUUGCAAACCAUACACAUUUGGUGCGGCGUGUGAGAAAGGAGUCCUCGUAGGGGAUCAAGCAGGAGGGGUUGAUGGAGAUUGGAGUUGCUGGUCCUCUUGGGGCCCCUGUGUUCAAGGGAAGAAAACAAGGAGCCGAGAAUGCAAUAAUCCACUUCCCAGUGGGGGUGGGAAGUCUUGUAUUGGAGAACCAUCAGAAAGCAGGCAAUGCGAAGAUGAAGAGCUGAAGCACUUUCGAUUGCUUGAACCACAUUGUUUUCAUUUGUCUUUGGUUCCAACAGAAUUCUGUCCACCACCUCCUGCCUUGAAAGAUGGAUUUGUUCAAGAUGAAGGUGCCAGGUUUCCUGUUGGGAAAAACAUAGUGUAUACUUGCAAUGAAGGCUACUCUCUUAUUGGAGACCCCGUUGCCAGAUGUGGAGAAGAUUUACAGUGGCUCGUUGGAGAAAUGCAUUGUCAGAAAAUUGCCUGUGUUCUACCUACACUGCCCGAUGUCGUACAGAGUCAUCCCCACAAACCUUUCUACACAGUUGGUGAGAAGGUGACCUUUUCCUGUUCAGGUGGCACGUCCUUAGAAGGUCCUUCCUCAUUUCUCUGUGGAUCCAGCCUUAAGUGGAGCCCUGAGAUAAAGAAUGUCCAGUGUGUGCGAAAAGAUGCCCCUUUGACACCGGCAAUGCCUGAAUGUCAGCGCUGGGAGAAACUGCAGAAUUCAAGAUGUGUUUGUAAAAUGCCCUAUGAAUGUGGAUCCUCCUUGGAUGUAUGUGCUCGAGAUGAGAGAAGCAAAAGGAUACUGCCUCUGACAGUUUGCAAGAUGCACGUUCUCCGCUGUCAGGGCAGAAGUUUUACUCUUACAGGUAGAGAGAGCUGUACCCUGCCUGCCUCAGCUGAAAAAGCUUGUGGUGUGUGUCCACUAUGGGGAAAAUGUGAUGCCCAGAGCAGCAAAUGUGUCUGCAGAGAAGCAUCGGAGUGCGAGGAAGAAGGAUUUAGCGUCUGUGUGGAAGUGAAUGGCGAGGAGCUGACGAUGACGGAGUGUGAGGCUGGCGCCCUUAGAUGCCGAGGGCAGAGCAUCUCCGUCACCAGCAUAAGGCCCUGCGCAGUGGGAACCCAGUAGGCUCCUGGGUGACCCUUAGCUUGCUUGAAA